Molecule: messenger RNA, 704 nt
Organism: Tetranychus urticae (two-spotted spider mite)
Lineage: Eukaryota; Metazoa; Arthropoda; Arachnida; Trombidiformes; Tetranychidae
Source: RefSeq, a predicted model, not a curated record
AAUAACAUUCAUAAAGUGAUGAUAUUAAAUACAUUAGCAUCAGUUAAUCCUCGAGUUUCAUUGAAACAAUAUUUUAUUUCUUGUUUUGUGAAAAAACCAUGAAAAUGAUCGCCACUCUCUUUGUUGUCUUUGCUUUUGCUUCUGCAGCUCUUGGUCAAUGUCCAGUUCCCCCACCUGUUCCUGCUGUUGAUAUUAGCAAAAUUGCUGGUCUAUGGUAUGAAAUAGCUGGGUUCUCUGCUAUUGGUUUCAUUGACAGUUAUACAUGUACCACUGAGGAAUUCACUCCUCGAGAGGAUGGAAACUUGAAUAUUACGAUUCGUGGCAACGAACUUAAUGGAUCAAAUGUUACUGACUAUGGUUUGGUCAAACGUACUGAUAAACAAAAUUUACUCGAUAUCUAUUCACUAUCGCCUGAACAUGAAGAGAAUCCAUACCCAAUUAUCUUCUAUGUAGCCGAUACAGAUUACGAUAACUAUCUAGCUGCUUCCUUUUGCUAUUAUAUUCCUGGAUUAGACACAGCCAAAGGUGGUAUGAUUUUAUCCCGGACCAACACCAUGGAAGCUGACAAGUACAACAAACUGGUCGAUAUGUUGGUUAAUAAAAUUAAGGUUCCUCGCGAUUAUAUUUUACCAACAAGCCAAAAAGACUGCAAAUAUUGACCAUUAAUGAUAUCAAAACUUGAAUAAAAUUGAAUUUUACUCUAA